AUGGUAGAUGGCAUCAAUCGCUCCCAGUCCAUCGGUGGAGGUGAUGCUGAUGGAGAAGCCGUGAAACAGAGGCGAGUGCAAGUCUCGUCGCUUGCGGAUCGUGCUCGGGCCCCGUGUGUGGGAGUGGGAAGCGAGCGACACGAGCUCGCCCAAGACGUGCUCGGUGGUCUGCAAGAGGAUGAGCAGCGUGCCGAGUGGACGGGGACGAGAGCGGGGACGGGAGCGGGGACGGGAGCGGGAUUGCGUGUGACGGUCACGGGUGCAGCUCCACAAUGGCAAUGGCAGUGGCAACGGCAACGGCGGGGCGAUGAGCAGUCGCAGCCUCGCUGGAAACUUUCACCAGCAGCGCCAGCGCAAAACAGACCAGCGCGGAGAUCAUCGGAGGAUCGUUUCCCCGAUCCGACGCCUGCUUGGCAGCGUAGCGAAGACGUGCAGACUUCCACUCCUGCUCUGCUUCUGCUUCUGCUUCUGCUGCCCUCCGUCGACACAACAACAAGACAAAUGAUCCAUCGCUCAGCAUUCGUCUCGCCAGCUCAAAAUGCUGCUUCAGAAGUUCAGAUUGCAGCUCACGGCCCCGGGCGCUGUGAAAUUUUCCGCAUAUUGUUCCGCGCAGAACCGCCGCAUCAGCUUCCCAGCUGCCCCAGUUAA
Molecule: messenger RNA, 648 nt
Organism: Pseudocercospora fijiensis CIRAD86
Lineage: Eukaryota; Fungi; Ascomycota; Dothideomycetes; Mycosphaerellales; Mycosphaerellaceae
Exons: 4
Coding region: 1-648 (215 amino acids)
Source: RefSeq, a predicted model, not a curated record